Lecanosticta acicola is the source of this 991-nucleotide messenger RNA. The record is from the annotation of a GenBank genome assembly. Lineage: Eukaryota; Fungi; Ascomycota; Dothideomycetes; Mycosphaerellales; Mycosphaerellaceae.
AUGGCUUCCAUUCGAUCUUCACUAGGACCUCGCAAACAGCCUCUCGACAUUGAAGAGAUAGAGUACGAUCCACCGCAACAGGCCGCAGCCGCACACAAGACGGAUAUCUCGCCCCAGAAGAAGGUACCCGCCAAGCAGUACGAAGAGGUGGGAGACGAAGAUCUCGAGGACAUAGAGAUGCGUGUUGCGGCUCGGGGAGACGCAGAUGAGGCACCUCCCACUCCGGCUGCAACCAGUCGCUCCGAGUCGCCUUCCACAAUCGGUUCCCGUGUGGACUUUGAGGGCCUUUCAUGGCCCAGCGUUGGUGCAUUGGGACGCCUACACGAACGUGAGAGGCCGGAAGAGGCGGCUGCGAGACUUCAGAAACUGUCCGGCGCAGUGCGAACAAUACUGGAAUGCAUUGGCGAAGAUCCGGACCGAGAAGGCCUGCAUGGAACACCGGAGCGGUAUGCGAAGGCCCUGAUGUACUUCACCAAAGGCUACGAGGAGAAUCUGCGGGACAUUGUCAAUGGCGCCAUCUUCAAUGAGGACCACGACGAGUUGGUCAUGGUCAAGGACAUCGAAGUGCAUAGUCUCUGCGAGCACCACCUGGUACCGUUCACCGGAAAGGUAAGGCAGUGCUCUUUCUCAGGUCUCCAGAGACGGUAUUCUUAUUCUAAUUCUAAUUCCUCUCUAGAUCCACGUUGGCUACAUACCAUCCCGCCGAGUGAUUGGCCUGUCCAAGAUUGCUCGCAUAGCGGAGAUGUUCAGCCGACGGCUACAAGUGCAAGAACGACUGACCAAGCAAGUGGCAACCGCGUUGAGCGAAGUGCUCAAGCCGCAGGGCGUGGCUGUCGUCAUGGAGAGCACGCACAUGUGCAUGGUGAUGCGAGGUGUGCAGAAGACUGGAUCUUCGACGACGACGAGUUGCAUGCUCGGUGCCAUGAGACGGAGAGCAAAGACGAGAGAAGAGUUCCUGAACCUGCUGAAUAUGAAUGGGCUUCGCCGGUGA